Molecule: messenger RNA, 1641 nt
Organism: Polychytrium aggregatum
Lineage: Eukaryota; Fungi; Chytridiomycota; Chytridiomycetes; Polychytriales
Product: P-loop containing nucleoside triphosphate hydrolase protein
Exons: 6
Coding region: 144-1424 (426 amino acids)
Biological process (GO): cytoplasmic stress granule assembly; P-body assembly
Cellular component (GO): P-body; cytoplasmic stress granule
Molecular function (GO): RNA helicase activity; mRNA binding; ATP binding
Source: RefSeq, a predicted model, not a curated record
UCGAUCCGACUCCGCUGCGAUCUGAAAGCGCCACACGCCUAUCUCUACGUCUCGCCCUCCGAUAUCGACCUUUCGAUCCGAUUUCCGCUUGAUCCAACCGACAUCUCUGUACCUGCAUUCGCGCUCGCCCGAUUUCGCUAAAGAUGGCCGACAGAACCCUUGCCAACCAACUGCAAUCCACCCACAUCUCCUCGGCCGGUGCCAGCAAUGAUACCAAUGACUGGAAGAGUCAGCUCUCACUACCGGUCAGAGACAGCCGUCCAAAGACCGAGGAUGUUACCGCCACGAAAGGAAACGAGUUUGAAGACUACUUUUUGAAACGCGAGCUGCUCAUGGGCAUCUUCGAGGCUGGCUUUGAGCGCCCCUCGCCCAUCCAAGAAGAAUCCAUCCCGAUCGCCCUCACCGGCAGAGACAUCUUGGCCAGAGCCAAGAACGGCACAGGAAAGACCGCUGCCUUCAUCAUUCCCGUCCUGGAGAAGAUCGUUGUCACCAAAAACUCGCUCCAAGCCCUCAUCAUCGUCCCAACGCGUGAACUGGCGCUGCAAACUUCCCAGGUCUGCAAAAACCUUGGCAAGCACAUGAACAUCCAGGUCAUGGUGACCACAGGUGGAACGGGUCUGAAGGACGAUAUCCUCCGUUUGGGACAAAGCGUCCACAUUCUGGUUGGUACACCAGGCCGUGUUCUCGAUCUGGCCAGCAAAGGCAUCGCCGACCUGAGCACCUGCUCGGUCCUGGUCAUGGACGAAGCCGACAAGCUCCUGUCUUCCGAAUUCCACCCCAUCAUCGAACAGCUCAUUUCCUUCUUCCCGUCCAACCGACAAAUCCUGUUGUACUCUGCCACCUUCCCGAUGAUUGUGAAAAGCUUCAAGGACAAGCACCUGAACCGCCCUUACGAAAUCAAUCUCAUGGACGAACUGACCUUGAAGGGUGUCACCCAGUACUAUGCCUACGUCGAGGAGCGCCAAAAAGUCCACUGUCUGAACACCCUGUUCUCCAAGCUUCAAAUCAACCAAUCCAUCAUCUUCUGCAACUCAACCAGUAGAGUAGAGCUUUUGGCCAAAAAAAUCACCGAGCUUGGUUACUCCUGCUUCUAUAUCCACGCCAGGAUGCUUCAGGCACACCGCAACCGCGUCUUCCACGACUUCCGAAACGGCAAGACCCGCCACCUUGUCUGCUCUGAUCUUUUGACUCGUGGUAUCGAUAUCCAGGCUGUCAACGUCGUCAUCAACUUUGACUUUCCCAAAAAUGCCGAGACCUAUCUGCAUCGUAUCGGUCGAUCCGGACGAUUCGGCCACCUGGGUCUGGCCAUCAAUCUCAUCACCUACGAGGACCGAUUCAAUCUCUACAAGAUCGAACAAGAGCUCGGUACCGAGAUCGCUCCCAUUCCCCCGGUCAUCGACAAAACCCUCUACGUCGCGCCCUAAGCGACUCGCUCUGGAGCAGCACAACACAAAACCCGCUCCUUUGGGGACGGUCUACCGCAUUCCAUGGCGUCGGGGAUGUCGGUGGUAAGCCUGCCGCUGCGACCUGGUUCUCUUUGUGUUUAUGGCCGGUGUGCCGUCGUUGACUUGGUCAAUGCCAGCGCAGCCGCGCAUGAUGACUGAACGGUGUUUUAUCUCUCCUCUCUUCUCCUUCCCUGCU